This is a messenger RNA of Python bivittatus (Burmese python), 298 nucleotides long. Lineage: Eukaryota; Metazoa; Chordata; Lepidosauria; Squamata; Pythonidae. The record is from RefSeq and is a predicted model, not a curated record.
UUUGGCAAAGCCGCCCAUUUCCUGGUCCAGUGGAAGUCCGACUGCCACUUCUUCAACGGGACGCAACGGGUGCGCUACCUGGACAGGUACUUCUACGACCGGCAGGAGUUUGUCCGCUUCGACAGUGAUGUCGGGAAGUUCAUGGCCGUCACCGAGUUCGGGCAGAAGGAUGCUGACUAUUGGAACAGCCACCAGGAGGUGCAGAUCAAGAAGGCCGAAGUGGACGGCUUCUGCCGAUGCCACUACGGGGCUUUCACCUAUCAGGCGGAGAAGACACGGCGUCUGAUUGGGCGGAGAA